Messenger RNA from Closterium sp. Naga37s-1, 600 nucleotides. NCBI's taxonomy places the organism in Eukaryota, Viridiplantae, Streptophyta, Zygnematophyceae, Desmidiales, Closteriaceae. The record is from the annotation of a GenBank genome assembly.
AUGCAGCACAGGCGACGGCUACAAGAGGAAGGGGAAGAGGAGGAGGCAGAGAGAGGUGUGGGGGUUAGUGCGGUGCACACGAGUGGUGCUGGGACGAAUGAAGGGACAACACAGCAAGGAGAGCAGGCCGUGCGACGCAGCAGAAAGGUCAAACAUCAGGGCAAGGAGGUUGGGGGGAAGGAGGAGCGGGAGGAAUGGGAGGGGGAGCGGGAGGGCAUGAGUCGGGAGUUUGCGUUUGAGGAGUAUCGGUGGCAGCCCGAUGGUAUGCAGCACCGCAUGGUAGCAUUGGUGGGCGACUUGCUCAGCCGCCAGCAGUUCCUCUCGCUGCUCUGCCUGCUCGCCCCACACCCCCGAGUGCUGCCCCCCAACCACACCCGCCCGCUCAAUGAAAGUCAACGAGGGCAGGGCGGGCGGGCAAGGCGGGUGGUGGAUGUGGGGUGGCGCUUCAACCUCACGUGGGGUGCGCCUGUGCGCAGCACUGCCAGGGGCGCGGCUGUGUGGCUGCCUGGUAGCAAAACCACUCCGCUGCAGCGCACCUCCAACCUGCUGUUCCGUGAGGAGGUGCUGCCCGCUGCUGUGCCCGUGGAGGAAGAGGGAUAA